Trematosphaeria pertusa is the source of this 1503-nucleotide messenger RNA. Its product is annotated as cytochrome P450. The coding region runs from base 1 to 1503 and encodes 500 amino acids. The record is from RefSeq and is a predicted model, not a curated record. Gene Ontology annotation, molecular function: iron ion binding; monooxygenase activity; oxidoreductase activity, acting on paired donors, with incorporation or reduction of molecular oxygen. The transcript has 3 exons. Lineage: Eukaryota; Fungi; Ascomycota; Dothideomycetes; Pleosporales; Trematosphaeriaceae.
AUGUUCCUCACGUCCCUCCUCUCUCCCUACGCCCUCCUCCUCCCCGUUCUCUACUACAUCCUCCCCUACCUCCGCAAUUGGAGCAUCCGCAACAUCCCCGCGCCCUUCCCCGCACAGUUCACGAAUCUCUGGCUACUAUACCAAGCUCGACGCGGACGCCGCUACCUCGCUGUCGACGCCGCGCACAAGAAGUAUGGAACGCUGGUCAGGAUCCAGCCGAACCAUGUCAGCGUUGCGGAUGCGGACGCGAUCCAUCAGAUUUAUGGUCAUGGGAAUGGGUUUUUGAAGGCCGAGUACUACGACGCCUUCGUCUCCAUCCGCCGCGGGCUCUUCAACACCCGCGACCGAGCGGAGCAUACACGCAAGCGCAAAACAGUCGCCCAUACCUUUUCCGCGAAGUCGGUCGGGCAGUUCGAGCAGUACAUCCAUCACAAUUUGGAGGAGCUGCGGAAACAAUGGGAUCGUCGUGCUGAGACUGCGAAGGGUGGAUACUAUCACAUGGACGCUCUGCACUGGUUCAACUACCUCGCGUUCGAUGUGAUUGGAGAUCUGGCGUUUGGAGCGCCGUUUGGCAUGCUAAAGGAAGGAAGGGAUGUUGCGGAAGUGAGAAAGACGCCGGAUAGUGAGCCGACCUUUGCGCCUGCCAUUGAGGUGCUGAACCGGAGGGGUGAGGUUUCCGGUACGAUUGGCUGCCUCCCCCAACUCAAACCCUACGCCAAGUACCUCCCCGACCCCUUCUUCUCCAAAGGCAUCAAAGCCGUCGAAAACCUCGCCGGCAUGGCUGUCGCCUGCGUAAACGCGCGUCUGCAGAACCCCUCCGACCGCGUCGACCUCCUCGCCCGCCUCAUGGAAGGCCGCGACGAAACCGGCAACAAGCUCGGACGCGAGGAACUCACCGCCGAAGCACUCACCCAGCUCAUCGCCGGCUCGGACACCACCUCCAACACCUCCUGCGCGCUACUAUACCACUGCCUGGCGAACCCCUAUGUGAUCAAGAAACUGCAGGCGGAAUUGGACCAAGCGCUCCCGGAAAUGGACGUCGUGCCGCAGUUCAGCCAAGUCAAAGACCUGCCCUACCUCGACGCCGUCAUCAAAGAAACAAUGCGCAUCCACAGCACCUCUUCGCUCGGUCUGCCCCGCGUCAUCCCCCCAGGUCCCGGCAUCACCCUCAACGGCCACCACUUCCCGCAGGGCGUCGUGCUUAGCGUCCCCGCAUACACGAUCCACCACAGCAAGCAGAUCUGGGGCCCCGACGCCGACCAGUUCCGCCCGGAGCGAUGGGAGAAGAUGACGGAGCAGCAGAAAGCCGCGUUUAUCCCGUUUAGCUACGGGCCGCGGGCAUGUGUGGGGAGAAACGUGGCCGAGAUGGAGUUGGCGCUUAUUGUGAGCACCGUGUUUAGGCGGUAUGAGUUUGAGCUGAGGCAGGGCGAGAUGGAGACGCGGGAGGGGUUUUUGAGGAAACCGUUGGGGUUGGAGGUGGGUAUGAGGGUGAGGACGGCGUAA